CAUAUACACAAACAAUAUAUAAAUAUAUCGCUAAACAUAAAUGCAAGAUUCUAGCAUACUAGGAUUCACACUACCAAGAAAUGUAGUCAAUGGUAACACGGAAUAUACACCGCCGCCAUGGGCAAACUUCAACACGGCAGAAGUACUAACACAAGACAACAUAUACUCACUAGAAAUCAUAUCAAGAGGUAAAAUAAUAGCAACAGAGCAUCUUAAGGAUAAGCGUUACUAUGUACUAGGGUCACUAGACACCUGCGACCUAGUAUAUACAAACCCACUGGUGUCAAGAAGACACCUAGUCCUCCAAUAUAAUAGACAUGGUCAUCUGUUGCUCUACGAUCUGAAAUCAACACAUGGAACUACACUUAACCAUGAAAAAAUUGAACCGGAUAAAUACUACAAACUAAAAAAUGGCGAUCAAGUGCGUAUUGGAACAAAGGGAACUACCAGUAGAACAUAUAUUGUAUGCGGACCUGAUGACCCAGAAUGUACACAACAAAAUGAACCAGAAUUGAAAAAACGAAAAUCGGUAAAAGAUAAACUAGUAAAGGAUGAACAAGAACUAAUGGAUAAAGUAAGCAAAGCAACCGCUGCAGAAUAUUACGAUACAAAUUUAUAUUUUGAUGAAUAUGAUGAAUACUUCGAUAGAGACCCAGUAAAUAAUAAAAGACAGAAAAAAGAAAAACAAAAGGUUCAUACAGCGGCGUCUCUACAACAUGACAUCCAGGAACUAUACCAAGCUGAAAUCGACACUUUAAACAGAUGGUACGAUAUACUAAAACAAUCGAAAGAAGAAGGAUUUGAAUAUACAGGAGAUACACCAACAAAAACCGACACGCUGAUGCACACUCUGCAACUCAAAAGCCUAGAAAGUGACAGAAUAAAAUACCAAAAACAACUGGAUACUAUUCAACAAGAUAUAGAACACUUACAAAAACUACUCAAAUUGACACAAACGUAGUAAUAAUGUAUAUGUGGACG
Babesia bovis T2Bo is the source of this 981-nucleotide messenger RNA. Its product is annotated as FHA domain containing protein. The coding region runs from base 41 to 961 and encodes 306 amino acids. The record is from RefSeq and is a predicted model, not a curated record. Gene Ontology annotation, molecular function: mRNA binding; protein binding. The transcript has a single exon. NCBI's taxonomy places the organism in Eukaryota, Apicomplexa, Aconoidasida, Piroplasmida, Babesiidae.